Osmerus eperlanus (European smelt) is the source of this 3256-nucleotide messenger RNA. It is a transcript of the gene sox1b, whose product is annotated as SRY-box transcription factor 1b. The record is from RefSeq and is a predicted model, not a curated record. Bases 823 to 1689 code for a protein of 288 amino acids. Gene Ontology annotation, molecular function: RNA polymerase II cis-regulatory region sequence-specific DNA binding; DNA-binding transcription factor activity, RNA polymerase II-specific. NCBI's taxonomy places the organism in Eukaryota, Metazoa, Chordata, Actinopteri, Osmeriformes, Osmeridae. Gene Ontology annotation, biological process: regulation of DNA-templated transcription; cell differentiation; anatomical structure morphogenesis. The transcript is spliced from 2 exons.
UGACUCAUAAUAAUCCAGAAAAAAAUGAUUUGGCCAUGGCCAGACUAUUUUGUAGGGCAAGCCGAAUUCUGUAGUUUCAAUAGCCUAUAUAAACCAAGUAGAUAAUACUUGGAUAAUGACUAGCCUACUAUAGGCUGGAAUAGUGGAUAGGAAUAGUGCUCACAAUUAGCCUCAUUUGAUUUUACAUGAAACAGAGAAGAGGCAUAAGAAUCUAUUUUACAUACUAUUCAAUAUCAGGCUACUGAUUUUUCCUCCUGCAUGCAUAUAACCUUUGUGAAAAAGCUAAUGUUGUCUUAUCCUACAUCAAGGCUAACUGUUUAGUUGGUUAUCAUAUUUUUACUAAGCCUAACUUGCCAAAGCAGGGAACACUGUUUACUUUCUGCAUCGGGGGCGGGUUCUAUGCGUCCUCUCUCUAGCCUGCGCGUUCAGCUUUCGCCUCUACGUCACCUGACCACGCGCUUGCAUGCAAAUCACGCCUUUCCUGGCGCGCCAUUGGCCACCUUCACCUCAUUUAGUCGCUGUCAAAGCGCAUCGUAUGGGUAUGCUCUAUUAACUUUACUACUACAGCCACAGAAAGUAUAGCUCAAAGAGACUUUUCAUCGAACUGGAAGUGGAAAAACAAGCGAGGAGAAAAAUAGUGCCAAAGACGCUGUGGAAGUUUAUCGAAGUAGCCUAUCUUUGUCACUCUGGAUUGUAACUACGUUUUUACCGUGCUCUUUUUUCCCUGGGAGGUUUGCUGUGCGCAACUGUGCCAGCCGAGCCGGACCGAGGUGCCGUGACUGAAUGUUUCUGUGUAUUUGUUGAAAAGUUAACGCCGGGUGAAUGUAUAGCAUGAUGAUGGAGACUGACCUGCACUCCCCAGUGCCCCAAACGAACACAAAUUCGGGGCACACGGGAUCAAGCAAUGGUAACAAAGUCAAUCAAGACCGUGUGAAGAGACCGAUGAACGCAUUCAUGGUUUGGUCUCGGGGCCAGCGACGUAAGAUGGCACAAGAGAACCCCAAAAUGCACAACUCUGAGAUCAGCAAGAGGCUGGGCGCUGAGUGGAAAGUGAUGUCCGAGGCAGAAAAGAGACCCUUUAUCGACGAGGCAAAGCGCCUGCGAGCCAUGCACAUGAAGGAGCAUCCGGAUUAUAAGUACCGACCGAGAAGGAAGACCAAGACGCUGCUGAAAAAGGACAAGUACUCUUUGGCUGGUGGGCUGCUUACAGGGGCAGGUAAUGGUGCCGGUGUCGGCCUAGGGGUCGGGAUGAGUCCGGGGGUUGGACAAAGGUUGGAAAGCCCCGGGGGUCACGGUGGCGGAGCAGCCGCCAGCUACGCACACAUGAACGGCUGGGCGAACGGUGCAUACUCGGGCCAGGUGGCUGCCGCAGCAGCGGCCGCGGCGAUGAUGCAGGAAGCUCAACUAGCCUACAGCCAGCACCCGGGGAGCGGGGCGCACCACCACCACUCACACCACCAUCACCCGCACAAUCCCCAGCCCAUGCACCGCUACGACAUGACCGCUCUCCAGUACAGCCCCAUAUCGAACUCUCAGAGUUACAUGAGCGCCUCUCCGUCCGGCUACGGCGGGAUAACCUACACACAGCACCAGAGUUCUGGCGUCUCCUCGUCUGGAUCAAUCGGUACACUGGGGUCGCUGGUAAAAUCAGAACCGAGUUACGAAAAGAAAAGGACGACGAUGUGGUAGUCGCGAUGAGAGGGGAGCAGGACAGGUUCGCGAGCACACACCUGUUGAGUUGUGACCGAUCUGGCGCGAGAGGAACUUUAUCUCGUUCGAAUCAUGUGCUGACUUUAUUUCCGAACGGGCUCGCAUUCAAUCCUUUAUCUGCUUGAAAAGACAGAAGAUACUCAAGCAUAGGAACGAAUGCCAGAUUAUAUUACCUUUACUGCAUUUAACUUGUCUUGUUGAAUUCGUUUUAUGUCAAAAUUUACUUUUGAUCGUUUCUGGAUUGUUCCAUAAGUCCUUUGUAGCAUAAAUCUCCCCUUGCGUUUAUGUGAAAAAGAAUGUUCUAAACCUGUUUUAAGCAUCCAUUUUUGUUAUGUGUUGAUAAAAAUAGGAUUUUAGAAUUUUUCUUUCAGAUAACUCUAUUUUCAAUUAGCCCCCUUGAAGUUUUAUUUCCUCGAGUUAAUAUGAUACCCCAGGCUAUUUGUAAAUGAAAAGUAAAAUGUGUCAUUCCAUAGGCCUGUAUUUGAUUUGAAGAUAAAUAACAAUCUCAAAUAGCAUAUGAUAUUACUGAAUGAGAUUUACUACAUGCAAACUCGUUCAUAUUUGAUUUGUCUGAAAUGACCUGUUUUCAAGAAGGGAAAUAAAUAUACUCUGACAAUAAUAUUUCAUUUUUAAUUUGAUCGUUGACAUGUUAGGACUAUUGCAGCCAACGUGUUUAGGGAUUAUUUAGUCUGCCAUUUUAAUAAAACUAGACACGGUGUGUGAUCCGUUUGAUACGAUGAUGAGCACAGUGUGGGCAGGUUAGAUAGAAAGUUUACUUUUCAGGAAUGCUUAUUUCAGACCUGCUGCUGGCAUUUGCUAAGAUGACCUCUCCUUCCUAUUUGAUGUAGAUGACCAUAGCACGAUGUUCAUUUAAUUGACAGAGGAGUGUAUUAUUGCAUUGCCAAGGCUCCCUUCCACGAACGCCAGGGUCGUGCCCCCCUAAGCUUGAUCCUAAACUAAGGCAAAUUCAAUGAAAAGUAAAUGAUGCUCAUACAAUGAAAUUCGUGGUAUUCAUCAGUCAAUGAAUUAACUCCAGAUUCCCAUGCAGGUCUAUAAAAUAUUCUAUGGAGUUCGUGGUGACAACCGUGAAGGCUUGUGUUAGUCCAUCAAUUGAAUGAUCAUUUUUAUAACCUCUUUUGAUAAGGCUAUGCUGUUUGCUUUUAUGCUUUGAACAUGUGAUGGCUACAUCAGUUGGAUACGCCUUCUAGGAGCGUCUGUGGUUGCUUUCAUGGGUGCAUGGGAUUUAGGCUGAAUGAGUGUAGUUGUGAAGAGUGUUUUGUGCUGUCCAGAAAAGGAUUAGGAGGGUCUGCAGGACUAACCCAGGGGUCAGCGACAAGUAAAGUAUUCCACGAUCUGGCACCGGAACCAUGACACCACUCCUCAGAACAGCGGCAAGACACAAGUAAUAUUUCAUUGAACCAAGCAUGAUUGGAGACACGUGUGAAUUUGUAAAUGCAUGCUAUAUUUCCCGUUGUUCAGGGAUUGUCUGAAUUUGACUCCCCUAAAAUCUGCGACCAUGCAUGCAUAGCAUUGAAGUAGGCCAAUA